CAUAGAAUGAUGAUUAAGUUGCUUUAUAAAAGUUCUGUUUACAAACUUUUACUUUAACGUUACUCUCAUAAAGAAAAAACAGGUCAAGCGUUAGCGGCUAGUGGGUAAAGAGAGUACAAGAAAGGCAAAUUGCACAAAUGAAACUAAGUUGAGAGCUUGCUUGGUCGCGUGCAAUAUAUUUCAACACAUGACAUAUUUUGCCAUUCAAUAUUCGCUGGAGGCAGGAAUAGUUCAAAAAUAGUUUAUCUGUCUUAGACCCCCGUACCUAACUUCGAUUGAGAUAUUAUGUGACAUAGGCAGAAUUAGUUUGGCUAUAUAAAGAGGGCAAGAUUGUCUAUAAAGCAUUUAAGUUGUAAUAUUGAAAGAACCAACUUAGUCGUCACCAUCAGAGAAACCUAUCGUGAACAUCACGACGAUGCUAUAUCUGUUUCUCUCGCUUUUUGUCUCCCACCUCCUCCUGGUGACUCCAUUUGUGAUCGAGCAAAAACAAGUAGAGAACAGAGAAGAACCUCCGUCCCUGCCAGUGAACAAGACCAUAUCAGAGUCCCCUGACCCAAAGACCACUGAGGCACCAUGGACAAACGUCGAAUUUCCUUUGGAAGAGGCUGAAAACGAUUUUGGUACAUGCCGAAAAGUUGGCAUGUACGUCAGCUUCGCGGAGCUCGGUCUUUCUAAUGAGAUCAUCGCACCUGACGGUUUCAAUGCCUAUCAGUGUAAAGGCAAGUGUUCCUCAACACAGCAGAAAAAAUUUCCCAAUCGCUCGGCAAUUAUGGCCUUGCUAGAGAAAAAGAAAGGUAUUGAAGGUGAUGACGAGGCAUGCUGUGUCCCAACCAAACUAUCGCCGAUAUCAGUUAUCGUUUAUGAAAGGAAUGGACACAUCGUACUGAGGAAGUUUGAUGACAUGGUCGUUGAAGAAUGUGGAUGUGGUAGAAGUCCCCGCAUUUGAUCCAUUUGUGGCAGAAGUAAAUCCUAAGAUGGACACAAUAGUUUAAAUGAUAAACACUAUUAAAACGUGAAAUCUCGCGUGAUCUCAAGGAAAAGAAUUUUGGAGGUUUUUCGUAGCUUUCCUUUAUUUCAAGUCAACCUUUAAGAAUUAGUUUACACUGCUCAGAGUGUAAAGUACUUUAGCGAAAAUUUCAACGAUUUUCACAGUCUACCUUUGGGAUAACGCUUGCAUGAAAUGAGUCCAACUGAAAAUGUUGAUGUGAUGAAGUAGCACUACUAGACAUUUAACAUUUGGCAUAUAGCUUGAUCGAAGCAAAGUCAUGCCAUUAUUGCCGUAGUAUCAGAUUAUUUCACAAUGUAAUAAGGCUUUUAAUAAAAUAAAAGAGGGGUUUGCCACGGAAUAU
Orbicella faveolata is the source of this 1349-nucleotide messenger RNA. Its product is annotated as embryonic growth/differentiation factor 1-like. Gene Ontology annotation, molecular function: cytokine activity; growth factor activity. The record is from RefSeq and is a predicted model, not a curated record. NCBI's taxonomy places the organism in Eukaryota, Metazoa, Cnidaria, Anthozoa, Scleractinia, Merulinidae. Gene Ontology annotation, cellular component: extracellular region.